GAAUUCUCUACAUACGCCCCUCGCCGGAUCCAGCUGGCCCGUCCAUCCCGACCUUUCUCGAAGCCACGAGCCGCCGCACUCAGGCCGCCGCCCUAGCCGCCGCGCCGUCCACCUCCGCCGGAUUCCAGUGGCAACCAGCCUCCGGUAUCCCCUUUUUCCACCCUCCGUCGCCGACAGUCACUGAAGCAUCUCCUUGCGAUGGCUGCAGCGGCGAUUUCCGGCGGCCACCUCGUCCUCUCCACCCCUACCUCCACCCGGCGCCCACAGUUGCUCCCCAUCCAUCCGCCUUCAGCGCGACCAAUCGCCGCAUCCUCCGCCUCCGCGGCCCGCCGCGGGGUCGCGGCCGCCGCAGUGUCCAGCCCUGCCGCGGUCCCCUCCACGGGGAAAGAUGGCAAACAGGUUCCUAAGGAUUUCCUCCAUAUCAAUGAUUUUGACAAAGAUACAAUCAUGAAGAUUCUUAACCGAGCAAUUGAGGUUAAGGCAAUGAUAAAAUCAGGAGACAGGAGCUUCCAACCGUUCAAAGGAAAGUCGAUGGCAAUGGUCUUUGCCAAGCCGUCAAUGAGGACCCGUGUUUCAUUUGAAACAGGAUUCUUCUUGCUUGGUGGGCAUGCCGUCUAUUUAGGUCCUGAUGAUAUCCAGAUGGGCAAGCGUGAGGAGACCCGUGAUGUUGCUCGUGUACUUUCUGGAUAUAAUGACAUCAUUAUGGCCAGGGUUUUUGCUCAUCAGGAUAUUUUGGACUUGGCAAAAUAUGCACCUGUACCUGUCAUAAAUGGCCUCACAGACUACAAUCAUCCGUGUCAGAUAAUGGCUGAUGCGCUCACUAUGAUUGAACACAUCGGCCGUAUUGAAAAUACCAAGGUUGUCUAUGUUGGAGAUGGCAACAACAUUGUGCACUCAUGGCUUCUAUUGGCUGCUGUGAUUCCCUUCCACUUUGUAUGCGCCUGUCCUAAGGGCUUUGAGCCAGAUGCCAAAACUGUGGAGAUCGCUAGGAGUGCUGGAAGUAAGAUUGAAAUAACAAAUGAUCCCAAGGAAGCAGUUAAGGGAGCAGAUGUUGUGUAUACAGAUGUUUGGGCCAGCAUGGGCCAAAAGGAGGAAGCUGAAUAUAGGAAACAAGUAUUCCAAGGAUUCAUGGUUGAUGAAGCCCUGAUGGAGAUGGCUGGUCCAAAAGCCUUCCUGAUGCACUGUUUGCCUGCGGAGAGAGGGGUGGAGGUAACAGACGGUGCCAUCGAGGCUCCCAACUCGAUCGUAUUCCCCCAGGCAGAGAACAGAAUGCACGCGCAAAACGCAAUCAUGCUUCACGUGCUCGGAGCUUGAUUACCCUCUGUUGUAUGCUAGACUGCUUAGUGUCGCAUCGUUAUUGAAGUUGAACAUUAUUACUGGAUACUAGGUUCCUUCGGCAUACUGUAAGCCUUGGAGUGUUUCCGUGAAGGCGUGAGGGUAGAGAUUUUGGAACAUGUCAGAUUACUCUGGGGUACUGUGUCAGGUCUGGUCAUCCUGAAUAAAUAUGAUACAUGCAUUUCCAUGUUUUCCAACUCUUAA
Hordeum vulgare subsp. vulgare (domesticated barley) is the source of this 1539-nucleotide messenger RNA. RefSeq names its product ornithine carbamoyltransferase, chloroplastic. Lineage: Eukaryota; Viridiplantae; Streptophyta; Magnoliopsida; Poales; Poaceae. The transcript has 5 exons. Gene Ontology annotation, molecular function: ornithine carbamoyltransferase activity; amino acid binding. The record is from RefSeq and is a predicted model, not a curated record. Gene Ontology annotation, cellular component: intracellular membrane-bounded organelle. Gene Ontology annotation, biological process: L-citrulline biosynthetic process. The coding region runs from base 199 to 1314 and encodes 371 amino acids.